Molecule: messenger RNA, 1013 nt
Organism: Aspergillus saccharolyticus JOP 1030-1
Lineage: Eukaryota; Fungi; Ascomycota; Eurotiomycetes; Eurotiales; Aspergillaceae
Product: prefoldin subunit 5
Exons: 4
Coding region: 1-516 (171 amino acids)
Biological process (GO): protein folding; regulation of DNA-templated transcription
Cellular component (GO): prefoldin complex; cytoplasm
Source: RefSeq, a predicted model, not a curated record
AUGUCAGAAACAACCUCCUCCUCCGACCCCCCACCAGGCUCAGUGAACAUCGCCUCCCUCUCCGUCCCGCAACUCCGCGCGCUCCAAACCCGCCUCUCCUCAGAACUCGAGCACCUGACCACCUCGCACGCGAAGCUGCGCGCCGCCCAGCUGAAAUUCAAGGACUGCGUGCGCUCCAUCAAUGAGGGAGUGGUCGGAUCCACGAAAAAGGGCACCGCGGGCCAGGAGGAUAUUCUGGUGCCGUUGACGAGCUCGUUGUAUGUGCGCGGCAAGUUGGCGGAUCGCGAGAAGGUGCUGGUUGAUGUGGGAACGGGGUUUUAUGUUGAGAAGACGGCUCCCAAAGCCAUCGAGUUCUACGAAGACAAGGUCAAGAGCCUAGAGACAAACCUCACCGAGUUGGAGAAGAUCGUCCAGACAAAGAGUCAGCAGCAGAGGCUUUUCGAAGAUGCUCUGAGACAGAAGCUACUUACCGAGGGUGCUGCGUCCUCCGCCACUGCCACUGCCGGUGCAGGUUAAUCAGGUGGCCACAAUUAGGUACAGAAACACAGAAGGAAACAAUGGCAUCAAUACAUUCAUCGCCAUAAUUUGAAGCAGCAAAUCGAAAAGAAAUCGUAGCUUUCCAAUGCAGAUAGCGGUAAGCCUACCCUAGAACAAAGUUCCGAGGUCCGCAUCUAGAGCCCUAGCAUUGCCGCUCGACGCCGGGCUCGCCGAACGGCCGUUGGCUUCCUUUGAAGUUACGGUGCUUUUGACGGUGGCUGGCGGCCCAGACCCGAGGACAGCUGCAACUCGCUUGACCAAAGCCACGAAUUCCCAGAGCCCCUGGGAUUUGUCGUCUGUCUCGAUCGAGGCUGGGAAAAAAGUCUGAAGAGUCGGGUCAUAUCUCGCUGUCUGUCCAACAGACAUAUUGGCAUGCUUUCCAAGCAAGUUGUCCCAGGCAAAAUCAAAGAUUGAUGCUCCCCAUGAAAUGCGAGGUUUUUCUUCAAAAGUUGCUGCUAGAUUCAAGGAAGCUGGAC